Molecule: messenger RNA, 969 nt
Organism: Caenorhabditis remanei
Lineage: Eukaryota; Metazoa; Nematoda; Chromadorea; Rhabditida; Rhabditidae
Exons: 4
Coding region: 1-969 (322 amino acids)
Biological process (GO): regulation of transcription by RNA polymerase II
Cellular component (GO): nucleus
Molecular function (GO): RNA polymerase II cis-regulatory region sequence-specific DNA binding; DNA-binding transcription factor activity, RNA polymerase II-specific
Source: RefSeq, a predicted model, not a curated record
AUGAAAGCUCCGGAGAAAAAGAUCAAAUGUGAUGUUUGUCACAAAACCUUUGACAUCAUGUUUAGAUUAAAAGAACACUCUGUCGUUCACUCAGGAGCAAGACCAUUUGAAUGCAAGAUUUGUGGCAAGUCAUACAAAUUCAAGACCUAUUUGAAAUACCACAUGACACUCCAUACAGAAAAUGCAUCUCUCGAGUGUUCGGUUUGUAAAACGAGUAUGCGCAAAAAUAAUCUCCGGUCGCAUAUGAAGGUUGUUCAUGAUCUUGUAGGCGAUCAACUGGACACUGCAAUCGAGAAAUCAAUGAAUAAAGAAACGGAUGAAAAAGAUAAAACCCCGUCAACUUCUAAUGUGGAAAAUGUUAAAGAGAAAAGUGAUGAAGAAUCAAGACUAAAACUCUUCGAUUCGGUUGAGCCAUUGGCAAAAGACUUGAAUAUUAAGGAUGCUACUGAAGAUAUAUUGAAAACUCGUUCCCUCGUCGAUUUGAAUAAUUCUCAAUCAUUCUCAACCCAUGCAAUCAAACAGGAACCGAUUGAUGACGAAUAUCCGUUUGAGGCGAUACAAGAGAAGACUUUUGCGGAUCAAUCUCAAUCAGCAAUGCAAUUUCUCCACAGAGAAGUAUUCCCAUCGAAAUCUGUUAUGGAAAGUCAUGAAUCUCGGCGUGGGUCGCUGCUUCAAGAAGUGUUUGAAAAUAACCAAGGGUUCCAAGUCGGACACUUCCAGAAUUCAAUUGGAGCUUAUCCGACGGCACCGGUCCCACCAGUACAUCAGCAAUUCCCAUCCAACUUCGAAGAGGACUGCCGUCAGAUCUCCCAUCAAAUAUCUCGAGUUGCUUCCAAUUCAACCAAAGAACGUCAAGACUGUUUCAGGCAACUGUUGUUCGCAACUGUGUUUGCAUUUGAGGGUGCUCAGACCUGCACCAACGUUGAGGACUUCUUCCGGAUGAUGGGCGAACGAUACGCAAAGAAGUGA